AGAUGGCGAUAUGAGUCGUUUCAUCUUACCGUCCAAAGCAAACGCAUGCAGCUGUCUAUAUAGUACUGUACAUACAUAUGGACCAGUUCGUACAUCAAACAUUCUCCAAUCCGGCUGCAAAUGCAUUGAUUUCCUCCUUAACUCGAUUUAAUUGCGAGAAGGAAUGUAAAAAACGUGGAAAAUAUACAUACUUUCUUUAUGAAAUACUUUUUUCACCACCAUGCUAGUGGCUAAUGCUACUUCCUGAUGAUCUGCCCUGUAUUCAGCCAGGGGUAAACAACAGACUACUGCAACCUGAUUGGCUGAAUGCAAUACACAACAUCUAGGGGUGUAUUCAUUAACGUUUACUGUUUAAGAACCAAACGGAAGCAGAUGAAACGUGGAGGGACCUACCUGAAUUUGUCCAAUAGAAACUCUCAUUUGCGUUUUCUAUUUGGAGUAAACCAGAAUCAGCUUAAUGAUUAGACACCAGGACUAGCAUUCCUAGGCAUUAGGCGCUCUAGCAUGGUUGUGGAAAGGGGUGUUUCAUAAAGAAAGUACACAUAUUAUCCCCGCCUUCUCGCCAUUAAAUCGAGUUGAGGAAGAAAUGGUUUAUGUAUGAACCAGUCCAUGGGGGAUAGGAGUGUAUAGCUGGCUGCGUGUAUUCCAUUUGGACGGUAAGAUGAAACUACUCAAUAUCGCCAUCUGCCGGUCUUUGGGCUAUGUAGCUAAAUCAAUUUAAACUCCCACUGCACGAUAAAGUAGUCCUAGUUGAUCUAUUUUCCUCACCUUUGAGAAAUAGAUAUUGUUAUUUUGUUCAUAAAAAUAUGUCCAAAUUAAACAUAGCAGUAGUCGAAGAAAAAUCUACAAUAAAAAUGUCUGUGUUUGAAUGCGUAAGAAGCUCAUUUACAUGUUAUCUGAAAGGCAAUAAAGUACCAAUUCAAACGGUCCAAAAAUACAUACAAAAAUUUGUGCAGUAGAAUCGAAUGGUAGAACUGUGUUGAUUUCUACACUGAUCCAGGAACAAUCUAAAUAGGUUCAGGCACUGAGGUAUAAUAAGAAGCAGAUAAAUGUAUAUAUAUUAUCUAUGCCUUUUUGCCGCUCUUUGAUGACGUGAGAGAGCUGAAAAACGAGUGUUGAUGCAUCAAGGAUACUGUACAAGUCAGUGAGGCCGAAAAGGUGUGUAUUACGCAUGGUUUGUCGGUAGGUUUCAUUCUGAAAGAUAUUGCUGCAUGCUCAUGUUUAGUUUAUUUUUUUGCGGGAAAUAAUUGUCCCAGAUGAGGUCUACCUGGAGUUUUUGUUGAUUGGUGAGUGCAUUGUUGCUUCUGGUCGAGUACAGUAUAAUUCUAAUAUGAGGGACUCUGGACGUAGUGUUGUAACGAGUGAUCUAUGAUGAGUCGCCCUCUUGCUGUCCCUAUCCUAGCUCUGCCAAUGCCACAACAGAGUUUUGGGGUGGUGAUGAACUGGGCAUGGAGUUGAGCAACACCCUGUCCAAAUUGUUCAACAACAGAUGCAGUGUGGACCCGAAAUGCCUUUGCAUCUUCCCUGGGGAACACUGCUGAGUGCUCUAUGUGGUCGUGCUGGUGAGUGACUGACACCGAAACGGGGCCUCAAAGUAGAGCGCUUCACAGGUCCAAAAAGUUGGACCAAUUCAGAAAUGGAUCCGUGGCUUUUCCACCUGACCGAUAUAUAUAUAUGAUUUUUUUUUUGUGGUAAAGUUCCAAAUGGACCCGAGAACAGUAAGACCCGUGGGAAAAUAGACACAAACAUACCCUUGUCAGUUCAGAUCUGAGAGAGAAAGAAAUCUCAGACGGGUUGCUGCCAGCGCCAUUAAUAAACGAGCGAUAUUGGCAAAAUGCUCCAGUUACAUGACCUUUAAACUGCCGAGAACAAAUUACAAAAAAACGUUGUGUUUCGAUGUGUAGCAUAUUAAAAACUUUAUAGCCUAUUGUUUUAUUGUUUUUCACUUUCCUAAAACAAUAAUUGUCCACCUCAGAUGUUAGAGAUUUGAGCGCUAAAUGCAUUAGGGCAUCGCAUGCAUGCACAUAGGCCUACAGGCCUAGACGUCUACUGUAUGAUAUAGAUAUUUUAAAAAGGGAUAUAAAGGAAGAGAAGCUUAGGCCUAGCCCUAGAGGCAGAUGGAAAGGUAGAGAUAUGCAGGCGCUAUGUUCCCGACAUACAUUCGUUAUCCUUAUCACAGAUAGGCUACUACUGCUAUACAGAUGUAGGCGUACAGAAGGAGGCAAAUUCGUUUUAUUUUUUUUAUAAAGAUAAGCAUUGUAUUGUUAGAUUAAAGGAGCAACUCUGGUAGGCCUAAAACAUUCUUCCUCACCUCAAGGCUCAACCUGAGUCAGUUGGCGCUCUGGUGCACUAUACCACACCAAACCUUCAUAAAAGUUUCUUAACUUUAUUAGGUUAAUAUCAAUAGUAAGUCAAGUCAUUGCUCAAUGUUUAUGGGUGAAAUACAAACAGGUUAUUAUAUUGCAGCAUUAAAUUACGUUUUGCGUCUUGCCCUCUGGUUUGACCUUUUCAUGGUUUGAAUGCAAGUAGCCCUAUAGAAGGCUUGCCGGUAAUUAUAUUACACUAUACAUACAAAAGUAUGUGGACACCCCUUCAAAUGAGUGGAUUCAGCUAUUUCAGCCACACAUAAAUACUUUCUUGAGACAAAAUGUACUUGCUACGAUUGUUAUAUGUUUUUUUCUCACCUAGCUAUCUCAAGAUGAAUGCACUGUUUGUAAGUCGCUCUGGAUAAGAGCGUCUGCUAUAUUACUAAAAUGUCAAAUGUUUACACUAAUGCACUCCUAUUUCAACAUCCUGAACACUUCAUAAUGAUCAAUGUUGCCUUGUUUGCCAAACUGUCAUUAGAUUAGACUGUUGCAAUCUUCUAUCUUUCUGUAUGCUGCCACAGUAUCUGCUCUGGUGUGACAUUCCGAUUGGCUAGGCAUAGGUCACUCUUUUCCAGGUAUAGGUCUUCACGGUCCAACAGACCUGAAAUUCUGAGAUCCCGGGAUCCUUCUUAAAUACAGACGUCUGUCUCAGGUCUUGGUGGGUCUGAUAUACACUCAACAAAAAUAUAAACUCGAUAUGUAAAGUGUUGGUCCCAUGUUUCAUGAGCUGAAAUAUAAGAUCCCCGAAAUGUUCCAUAUACCCCAAAAGCUUAUUUCUCUAAAAUGUUGUGCACAAAGUUGUUUACAUCUUGUUAGUGAGCAUUUCUCCUUUGCUAAGAUGAUCCAUCCACUUGACAUAUGUGGCAUAUCAAGGAGCUGAUUAAACAGCAUUAUCAUUACACAGGUGCACUUUGUGCUAGGGACAAUAAAAGGCCACUCUAAAAUGUGCGGUUUUGUCACACAACACAAUGCCACAGAUGUCUCAAGUUUUGAGGGAACGUGCAAUUGGCAUGCUGGACUGCUAGAAUGUCUACCAAAGUUGUUGCCAGAUAAUUCAAUGUUAAUUUCUCUACCAUAAGCCACCUCCAACGUUGUUUUAGAGAAUUUAGCAGUACAUCCAAACGGCCUCACAACUGCAGAGGGGUCUGCUGAUGUCAACGUUGUAAACAGAGUCCCCUAUGGUGGCGGUGGAUUAUGGUAUGGGCAGGCAUAAACUAUGGACAACGAACACAGUUGCAUUUUAUCAAUGGCAAUUUGAAUGCACAGAGAUACCGUGAUGAGAUCUUGAGGCCAAUUGUCGUGCCAUUCAUCCGCCACCAUCACCUCAUGUUUCAGCAUGAUAAUUCACAACCUCAUAUCGCAAGGUCUGUACACAAUUCCUGGAAGCUAAAACUGUCCCAGUUCUUCCAUGGCCUGCAUACUCACCAGACAUGUCACCCGUUGAGUAUGUUUGGGAUGCUCUGGAUCAACGUUUACGACAGCACGUUCCAGUUCCCGCCAAUAUCCAGCAACUUCGCACAGCCAUUGAAGAGGAGUGGGACAACAUUCCUCAGGCCGCAAUCAACAGCCUGAUCAACUCUACUGGAAGGAGAUGUGUCUUGCUGCACGAGGAAAACAUUGGUCACACCAGAUACUGAUUGGUUUUCUGAUCCAUGCCCCUUAAGGUAUCAGUGGCCAACAGAUGCAUAUCUGUAUUCCCAGUCAUGUGAAAUCCAUAGAUUAGGGCCUAAUGAAUGUAUUUCAAUUGACUGAUUUCCUUAUAUGAACUCUAACUCAGUAAAAUCUUUGAAAUUGUUGCAUGUUGCAUUUAUAUUUUUUGUUCAAGGCCUCGGGCAUGUGCAAUUAAAAUUGAUUGGACUCAUCCUCUGUUAAUUUAAUGUGUAAGGUGAUGAGAACUGCGCGAGCUCGUUAUCUAUGUCAGCCAAUUCCAACUUAAUAAAACGUAUAGCUGAAACUGGUUCCGGCUGCUUACCUAACGUACGCCUGCUGCUGAGGAGAGAGCGAGUGAAAUGAACCUUGGCCUAGGCUACUGUUGAUUGCGAAGAUAUAGGCCUUUUUCAUUAAAGUAAAACGAAAGCUACAGGAGAAAGAGUAUAUUGAAAAGAAGCAGACAAGGGGAGUGUCAUCCGUGGGGACAAGUUUUAAUAUUGUAGUGGACAAAGAUGAGAAGAACGUUGGCACGGCCAAAUGGACUGUCUGCGUCUCGAUAUUCAGCAUUGAUGCAAUUUUCAACCGUUAAAUUAUUUAUUUUCGUAAUUAGUAUAAUUUGUUUUAUCUUUAUUAUUAUGAUUCUAUAUCAGUUAGGGCUGACCCCAAUUAGUCGACCGAGAUUGUUUUAGGCGAGCAGUAACAAAUAUAUAUAAAUCUGCGCCCAUCUCAGGGAACUACAUUGCGCAGGCCUAGACUAAAAGCCAAUUUAUACUUGAUCCAAAAAUGUGGUAGGAGGGAGGCUCCGUGUGGAGGGUUUGACGCAAUUGCUGAGCCUCCAGAGGCAUUCAGAGGCCAUCCUGUAUGAACACAAACUCAGUUAUAUGACAACACCUCUGCGCUGCUCUGUGAAGCGCAGGAAAUAUGAAUGCUCUGACUUCUGCGGAGGCCACAUCACCAUAAAUGCUACAUGGCCAAUGCAGACGUUGGAUUGACCAUGCGCGCAGAUGCACUUCUCCAGUGCGCUCUCUCCCGCCAAUUUGUGCUCUUUAAUUGUUUCAUAACUUCAUUGUGUGAAUUGUUUGCGUUUGAUUGUUAGUGUAUAUCAAUUCUCAAUUACAUAUCACCAGUAGUACAUUUGCCGUUAAUUCCAAGAAUGUCUCAUCUACAAUGUUUGUUACUUUAGUUAAGGUAAUUUAUUUGAAGGCAUUCAGUAUUAUUAUGCCAGUCUUCCGGUUCUCAUUGUCGGAGUGGACACAUUGUUUGCAGAGUGCACAACCUAUGCUAACCUUAUGAGAAACACGUUUUCGUUGAUUUCAUUCCUUUUAUGAGUUUUGCCAAUUUAGUUAUUGUCUUUUAUUUGUGGUGGACGCCACACUGUAGGAGAAGGUGGCCGUGUUCAGUGGCCAUCCUGAUCAUCUCUGUCACACACAAGGGUAUGGUCACCUGUGUCAGGAAGGUGGGAGGAGGCAGCCUGGACCCAGAGAGCAUCUUUGAGAUGACAGAGACAGGGAAACGGGUAGGGAAAGCCCUCAUGGAGCUUCUGCAGAAGGAGUGUCUGGGAAAGAAGAGACAGAAAGUAGGCUUUAAAAAAUAAAUAAAAAUCUAUGCAACAGUGUUAAAUGUGUCUGUCUUCCCUACACUUCAAAGCAGGGAAAUUUUGAAUCACCUAUAGAAAUGACCUGUAUGAGUAUUUUGAUAAAAGGUUAAUGAUGUUUACUUGAAUGCUGAACUAAGGUGGAGGCGGCAGAUGGCAAACAUGUUUUUACCACUAUUGAAUGUACAAAUAAUGACCAAAUUCAACAAAUGUGUAAGUUGAGCAGUGUGUCCUUGCCAUUCAAAUGGCUCAAAUAAAAACUAAGCCUCUUACUUUUGUCUUCCCGAUUGGUCAGGAUUACAACGAAUGUUCAGCAUUUAGUGAAGUUAAAACCGAAGACUACUUAUAUUGUAUACCUCUAUAACUGAAUAUGUCUGAAUAUCUUUUUCUAUAAUUGAGUAGAUAUUCUGAUGGCGAUAGUCACUGUGUCCUAUUGUCCUUAAUACGUGUCAGAUUCAUCAGAGGAGCAUAAAGUGCACAACCAAAAGAGCAGAUGUGAGACAGGACCAUUUCCACUGCCUAAGAACCGUGGCCUGGAGCAAAUGGUCUACUUUGCCAGAGAGGAUACCGGUCCAAAGAAACACGUAUGUAUUCUACUUCACCAUUUAAAAACCUGACCAAGAUCCUGAGUUUAAAAAAAUAAAAGCAAAGAAAUGAAUUUGCAUCGCAAUAAUACCAAAGACAACUGAUUUAGUUGACCAUAAAGUGAAUAAGAGAUGCCAUUUGACUCAUAUUAGAACCACUACACCCUAUUUUUCUUUUUCAAAGUACAGGGUGGGACCGCUGGGACGUGCAGAAAUCAGAUAAGGAUGUCACAGUGCAUGUGAUGUCUGGGACUGAGAGAGUAUCAGGUUCUGAGGUUGGACAGCUCCAGCUCCAGGCAUCAGUUUUCAAUUACACUGUGUUUUUCCCUUUUGUGGAGAGAGGACAUAAAUUGCCAGGCUCCACAUUGAAGCAGUCAUUCAACAACAGAUCUAACCAUGGAGUUCAGAAGAACCUGUUUGGUUUUUGGAAUACUCCUCUUGGUGAACUGCUCAUUCCAGCAGGCUUUCCCUACGAAGAAAACGGUUAAAAAGGAUGAAAGAAAAGAUGCAGCCAUAGAGGAGCUGCAGAAGCAGAUCGACGACAUUGUUCAGGAUCUAAAUAUUAUGAAGGAGCAACAGGCUUUGCAGUCAGUUUGUUUGAAAGGGGUCAAGGUUCAUGGCAAGUGUUUCCUGGCUGAGCCGCGGAAGAAAAGCUACCAUACAGCCUUUGACGACUGCAUUGCCCUGGGGGGUGUACUCGGUACCCCCUUGUCCAAGGACCAGAAUGACCAGCUCAGCGACUACGUCUACCAGAGCAUCGGCCCAGGCGAGCAGAUAUGGCUGGGCAUCAGCGACAUGGUGACUGAGGGCAACUGGAUGGAUCAGGUGGGCAACAGCAUCCUCUACAAGAACUGGGACUCUGAUUCCAGAUCCCCAAAGAAAGAUCGUUCCCAGAACUGUGUCAUCCUCUCAGAGGCCACUGGUGGGAAAUGGUUAGACAAGAACUGUCGUGAGGAGAAGGCCUCUGUCUGCGAGUUCAACAUAGUCUGAGACACACCAUUUGUUAGCUGCAUUUCCCAUGCUUGAAUUAUAUUUCUUGUUCGCUACCUUGAAUUCUUUUCUACAAUGUACGCUUUGGUUUUAAAUUCAACCCCUGAAAAUGUAUAUUUUUUAACAAGUUACUGACACUUUUCUAGAGCUGAUACCCAGACAAAAAUGUUGGAGAAUUCUUUGUAAAACAUGGAGGUGGUUUCUUGGACACAGAUGAAGGAUUAUCCAGGACUAGGAUUAAUCUGUGUCCGGCGAAACUGUCCCAAUGACAAUGACACAUUUUCAUGUGAAUAUGCACAAGUAUGAGAUCCUUACGUUAUCAUCUAGAUUUAUGGUACUUAAUCUGUUGCUUUCCUUUCUAAUUUACAACAAUUAUGUCAGAGAGCUAGUCUUUGAAUACUUGUUUGUUAAUCACAAGAUGUUUAGCCUGAACACAUAUACAUCUCAAUAAAAGUUAUGAAAUUAUAA
Molecule: messenger RNA, 7652 nt
Organism: Salvelinus fontinalis (brook trout)
Lineage: Eukaryota; Metazoa; Chordata; Actinopteri; Salmoniformes; Salmonidae
Product: tetranectin-like
Exons: 4
Coding region: 6591-7184 (197 amino acids)
Biological process (GO): bone mineralization; ossification
Source: RefSeq, a predicted model, not a curated record